CAGCGAUGACAAAGUAUUUAGGAUAUGAGCUCUGCGGAGGACGAGCAGUGCGUUUCAUGGAUGGCUAAAGCGAAGGCGGUCUGAGAGAGGAGCGGAUGAGAGCGCUACUGAAAGUCUUUUGAAUAUGUCUGAAAAGAGACCAGGAAAAGGCCGGAGGAUGGGGUCUUCACGUAAACAGACCAGGGGUAACAGAAUACAGAGAGAGGAAGGGAAACCAGAGGGCAUUGAGGGGCUGGUGGAGGAGGACGGCUUGACAUAUACUGGAGUGAAAGAAGGGGGAGGGGCAGAUGAAGCCACUCCCCACAAACCAGCCAAGCACGAAUCAAAACUCUUAUUGCCAUCCAUGGAGAUCGACCCAUCACAUGAAUCUUCCACCUCUGCCCAUCUCCAGCAGUCAGACAGCCUAGUCCAAACAAGUGUCGAACCAGCUCUCAUGACUGAAGCCAAAGAUCUGGUGCAUUAUGAAGAGCCUGUAGGCUCAUCUAUAAAUGACAUUCAGCAGUCACAAACACAGAUGGAAUGUCGAACAGAAUUUAAGAGUCCAGUUGCCCUAACUCACCUAUAUGAGUCAGAAAAGAUUGUGUCUACUAAGGGACAUGAAAAUCCAAUCUGUAGUCGAAACCCAGAAUCUGAAAACACCCUACCUCUUGAAUCAGUUGAGAAAUCAAGAGUAAACGUAAACUCAAGUCCAGAAGAAGCAUCUGAAAACACAGGAGAAUGUCUGCGUGUGGAUGAAGUUCAGGACACAUCUGUCCCAAUCCCUGACAGAAGAGAAAAGAGAAGGAAGAUGGGUUCCACUCGCAAAAGCUCCCGCAGGGCUGAGGUACAGACAGAGACAGGUGAGGAAGAAGAUGUCAUCACGGGGCAGGAGAGAGAGGAAGGAAAAGACUCAUCACUGGUGGAAGAAGAGUUAGGCUCUGAGAUAACAGCAACAUCUGGAGAAAUACAAACUGAAAAACAGGAUGAAAAAAGGAUCCAUCAAAACACAGAUCAAGACAAGGAAAAUGAGAGACAGGUGGGAGACAGAAAAACUUCAGGCAUUUCCACUCGCCCCCCUGAGAUAUCAGAUGAUUCUGAACAAGCUGAACAUUCGACCUUUUCAGUGGAGAAGGAGAGGGAGGACAAGGAGGAAAGCAAUGAAGAAAGGGAGAUAGAACAAGUUGGAACAUAUCACACACCUGACAUCUCAGAUUAUUCUGACCAAGCAGAGCAUUCCACAUUUGUAAACGAGGAGUUACAUACAGACACACCGCUGACCUUUGGGAGAACAGAGGGUGUGGGGCAAAGUGAAGCAGAAAGUACAAAGCAUGAGAAUAUGUUUGAAGACACUGUCAUUUUGGACCAACUGAACCAAUCAGAGGACAGUCUGCUCACAGAAAAGGAUUCAGUGCUCAGUGUAAUGCUGACUGACACCCAGCAGAGGAGUCCGGAAUUGGAAGACCACAGUCAACAGAGUGAGGAGGGAGAGACGAGGAAUGUAGAAGAGAAUUCUCCUGGUGAAGACAGUAAGGGAGAUGUGCUCUUUACUCUGGCAGAGGAGAGUGGGAAUGAGAAAAUCAAAGAGAAUAAGGAGAAAGAGGAAGAGAGGAACUCUGAAAACGGUCAGACUGUUAUCGGUGAUGGUCAGUCCCCUACAUUACUGGAGCAAAAUCAGGACUUUACCACUGCUGAACAAGAGCAGACUGUGAAGCUGCAAGACACACAGCUGCCCUUAGUGGUGGAGAACAUACCAUUCAGUGGUGAAGGUGAAAUCAAUGUACAGGAAGGAGAAGGGCACCAAGGAGAAAGUAUUGAGAGGGGCAUACAACCAGAUGCAAAAGACAGACCUGCAGACACCAUGGAGUAUGAGGACACCACUCUGGCCCAGGAGACAGCUCUUCCAGUCCCUGCCAGAAGAGAAAGGAGAAGGAAGAUGGGGUCCACUCGUAAAAGCUCCCGCAGGGCUGAGGUGCAGACAGACAGAGGUGAGGAAGAAGAUGUUGUCAUGGGGCAGGAGAGAGAGGAAGGAGAAGAGUCAUCACUGGUGGAAGAAGAGUUAGGCUCUGAGAUAACAGCAACAACCGGAGAAAUACAAACUGAGAAACAGGACGAAAAAAGGAUCCAUCUCAUCGCAGAUGAAGAGAAGGAAAUGGAGUACCAGGUAGGAGACAGAGAAAGUUCUGGGAUUUCUGCUCAUACACCAGAGCCCUCAGAGUUUUCUGAACAAGCUGAACAUUCUACCUUUUCAGUGGAGAAGGAGAGGGAAGACAAGGAGGAAAGCAAUGAAGAAAGGGAGAUGGAACAAGUUGGAACAUAUCACACACCUGACAUCUCAGAUUAUUCUGACCAAGCAGAGCAUUCCACAUUUGUAAACGAGGAGUUACAUACAGACACACCGCUGACCUUUGGGAGAACAGAGGGUGUGGGGCAAAGUGAAGCAGAAAGUACAAAGCAUGAGAAUAUGUUUGAAGACACUGUCAUUUUGGACCAACUGAACCAAUCAGAGGACAGUCGGCUCACAGAAAAAGAUUCAGCGCUCAGUGUAAUGCUGACUGACACCCAGCAGAGGAGUCCGGAAUUGGAAGACCACAGUCAACAGAGUGAGGAGGGAGAGACGAGGAAUGUAGAAGAGAAUUCUCCUGGUGAAGACAGUAAGGGAGAUGUGCUCUUUACUCUGGCAGAGGAGAGUGGGAAUGAGAAAAUCAAAGAGAAUAAGGAGAAAGAGGAAGAGAGGAACUCUGAAAACGGUCAAACUGUUAUCAGUGAUGGUCAGUCCCCUACAUUACUGGAGCAAAAUCAGGACUUUACCACUGCUGAACAAGAGCAGACUGUGAAGCUGCAAGACACACAGCUGCCCUUAGUGGUGGAGAACAUACCUUUCAGUGGUGAAGGUGAAAUCAAUGUACAGGAAGGAGAAGGGCACCAAGGAGAAAGUAUUGAGAGGGGCAUACAACCAGAUGCAAAAGACAGACCUGCAGACACCAUGGAGUAUGAGGACACCACUCUGGCCCAGGAGACAGCUCUUCCAGUCCCUGCCAGAAGAGAAAGGAGAAGGAAGAUGGGGUCCACUCGUAAAAGCUCCCGCAGGGCUGAGGUGCAGACAGACAGAGGUGAGGAAGAAGAUGUUGUCAUGGGGCAGGAGAGAGAGGAAGGAGAAGAGUCAUCACUGGUGGAAGAAGAGUUAGGCUCUGAGAUAACAGCAACAACCGGAGAAAUACAAACUGAGAAACAGGACGAAAAAAGGAUCCAUCUCAUCGCAGAUGAAGAGAAGGAAAUGGAGUACCAGGUAGGAGACAGAGAAAGUUCUGGGAUUUCUGCUCAUACACCAGAGCCCUCAGAGUUUUCUGAACAAGCUGAACAUUCUACCUUUUCAGUGGAGAAGGAGAGGGAAGACAAGGAGGAAAGCAAUGAAGAAAGGGAGAUGGAACAAGUUGGAACAUAUCACACACCUGACAUCUCAGAUUAUUCUGACCAAGCAGAGCAUUCCACAUUUGUAAACGAGGAGUUACAUACAGACACACCGCUGACCUUUGGGAGAACAGAGGGUGUGGGGCAAAGUGAAGCAGAAAGUACAAAGCAUGAGAAUAUGUUUGAAGACACUGUCAUUUUGGACCAAUUGAACCAAUCAGAGGACAGUCUGCUCACAGAAAAGGAUUCAGUGCUCAGUGUAAUGCUGACUGACACCCAGCAGAGGAGUCCGGAAUUGGAAGACCACAGUCAACAGAGUGAGGAGGGAGAGACGAGGAAUGUAGAAGAGAAUUCUCCUGGUGAAGACAGUAAGGGAGAUGUGCUCUUUACUCUGGCAGAGGAGAGUGGGAAUGAGAAAAUCAAAGAGAAUAAGGAGAAAGAGGAAGAGAGGAACUCUGAAAACGGUCAGACUGUUAUCAGUGAUGGUCAGUCCCCUACAUUACUGGAGCAAAAUCAGGACUUUACCACUGCUGAACAAGAGCAGACUGUGAAGCUGCAAGACACACAGCUGCCCUUAGUGGUGGAGAACAUACCAUUCAGUGGUGAAGGUGAAAUCAAUGUACAGGAAGGAGAAGGGCACCAAGGAGAAAGUAUUGAGAGGGGCAUACAACCAGAUGCAAAAGACAGAUCUGCAGACACCAUGGAGUAUGAGGACACCACUCUGGCCCAGGAGACAGCUCUUCCAGUCCCUGCCAGAAGAGAAAGGAGAAGGAAGAUGGGGUCCACUCGUAAAAGCUCCCGCAGGUCUGAGGUGCAGACAGACAGAGGUGAGGAAGAAGAUGUUGUCAUGGGGCAGGAGAGAGAGGAAGGAGAAGAGUCAUCACUGGUGGAAGAAGAGUUAGGCUCUGAGAUAACAGCAACAACCGGAGAAAUACAAACUGAGAAACAGGACGAAAAAAGGAUCCAUCUCAUCGCAGAUGAAGAGAAAGAAAUGGAGUACCAGGUCGGAGACAGAGAAAGUUCUGGGAUUUCUGCUCAUACACCAGAGCCCUCAGAGUUUUCUGAACAAGCUGAACAUUCUACCUUUUCAGUGGAGAAGGAGAGGGAAGACAAGGAGGAAAGCAAUGAAGAAAGGGAGAUGGAACAAGUGGGAACAUAUCACACACCUGACAUCUCAGAUUAUUCUGACCAAGCAGAGCAUUCCACAUUUGUAAACGAGGAGUUACAUACAGACACACCGCUGACCUUUGGGAGAACAGAGGGUGUGGGGCAAAGUGAAGCAGAAAGUACAAAGCAUGAGAAUACGUUUGAAGACACUGUCAUUUUGGACCAACUGAACCAAUCAGAGGACAGUCGGCUCACAGAAAAAGAUUCAGCGCUCAGUGUAAUGCUGACUGACACCCAGCAGAGGAGUCCGGAAUUGGAAGACCACAGUCAACAGAGUGAGGAGGGAGAGACGAGGAAUGUAGAAGAGAAUUCUCCUGGUGAAGACAGUAAGGGAGAUGUGCUCUUUACUCUGGCAGAGGAGAGUGGGAAUGAGAAAAUCAAAGAGAAUAAGGAGAAAGAGGAAGAGAGGAACUCUGAAAACGGUCAAACUGUUAUCAGUGAUGGUCAGUCCCCUACAUUACUGGAGCAAAAUCAGGACUUUACCACUGCUGAACAAGAGCAGACUGUGAAGCUGCAAGACACGCAGCUGCCCUUAGUGGUGGAGAACAUACCUUUCAGUGGUGAAGGUGAAAUCAAUGUACAGGAAGGAGAAGGGCACCAAGGAGAAAGUAUUGAGAGGGGCAUACAACCAGAUGCAAAAGACAGACCUGCAGACACCAUGGAGUAUGAGGACACCACUCUGGCCCAGGAGACAGCUCUUCCAGUCCCUGCCAGAAGAGAAAGGAGAAGGAAGAUGGGGUCCACUCGUAAAAGCUCCCGCAGGGCUGAGGUGCAGACAGACAGAGGUGAGGAAGAAGAUGUCGUCAUGGGGCAGGAGAGAGAGGAAGGAGAAGAGUCAUCACUGGUGGAAGAAGAGUUAGGCUCAGAGACAGGUGCACCAUCAGGAGAACUGCAAGCAGAAAAACAGAAAGAAAAGAGGAUCCAUCAAAACACAGAUAAAGACAAGGAAAAUGAGAGCCAGGUGGGAGACAGAAAAACUUCAGGCAUUUCCACUCGCCCCCCUGAGAUAUCAGAUGAUUCUGAACAAGCUGAACAUUCCACCUUUUCAGUGGAGAAUGAGAGGGAGGACAAGGAGGAAAGCAAUGAAGAAAGGGAGAUGGAACAAGUUGGAACAUAUCACACACCUGACAUCUCAGAUUAUUCUGACCAAGCAGAGCAUUCCACAUUUGUAAACGAGGAGUUACAUACAGACACACCGCUGACCUUUGGGAGAACAGAGGGUGUGGGGCAAAGUGAAGCAGAAAGUACAAAGCAUGAGAAUAUGUUUGAAGACACUGUCAUUUUGGACCAACUGAACCAAUCAGAGGGCAGCCUUUUCACAGAAAAAGAUUCAGCCCUCAGUGUAAUGCUGACUGACACUCAGCAGAGGAGUCCAGAAUUGGAAGACCACAGUCAACAGAGUGAGGAGGGAGAGACGAGGAAUGUAGAAGAGAAUUCUCCUGGUGAAGACAGUAAGGGAGAUGUGCUCUUUACUCUGGCAGAGGAGAGUGGGAAUGAGAAAAUCAAAGAGAAUAAGGAGAAAGAGGAAGAGAGGAACUCUGAAAACGGUCAGACUGUUAUCAGUGAUGGUCAGUCCCCUACAUUACUGGAGCAAAAUCAGGACUUUACCACUGCUGAACAAGAACAGACUGCAAAGCUGCAAGACACACAGCUGCCCUUAGUGGUGGAGAAUAUACCUUUCAGUGGUGAAGGUGAAAUCAAUGUACAGGAAGGAGAAGGGCACCAAGGAGAAAGUGCUGAGACGGGCAUACAACCAGAUGCAAAAGACAGAUCUGCCGACACCAUGGAGUAUGAGGACACCACUGCACCCCAGGAGACAGCUCUUCCAGUCCCUGCCAGAAGAGAAAGGAGAAGGAAGAUGGGGUCCACUCGUAAAAGCUCCCGCAGGGCUGAGGUGCAGGCAGACAGAGGUGAGGAAGAAGAUGUCGUCAUGGGGCAGGAGAGAGAGGAAGGAGAAGAGUCAUCACUGGUGGAAGAAGAGUUAGGCUCUGAGAUAACAGCAACAUCUGGAGAAAUACAAACUGAGAAACAGGAUGACAAAAGGAUUCAUCAAAACACAGAUCAAGACAAGGAAAAUGAUGAGAGCCAGGUGGGAGACAGGAAAACUUCAGGCAUUUCCACUUACCCCACUGAGGUAUCAGAUGAGAACAUGCCUGUCAGAUGUGAAGGUGAAAUCAAUGUACAGGAAGGAGAAGGGCACCAAGGAGAAAGUGUUGAGAGGGGCAUACAACCAGAUGCAAAAGAUAGAUCUGCAGAAACUAUGGAGUAUGAGGACACCACUCUGGCCCAGGAGACAGCUCUUCCAGUCCCUGCCAGAAGAGAAAGGAGAAGGAAGAUGGGGUCUACUCGUAAAACCUCCCGCAGGGCUGAGGUGCAGGCAGACAGAGGUGAGGAAGAAGAUGUCGUCAUGGGGCAGGAGAGAGAGGAAGGAGAAGAGUCAUCACUUUUAGAAGACGAGUUAGGCUCAGAGACAGGUGCACCAUCAGGAGAACUGCAAGCAGAAAAACAGAAAGAAAAGAGGAUCCAUCUCAUCGCAGAUGAAGAGAAGGAAAUGGAGUACCAGGUAGGAGACAGAGAAAGUUCUGGGAUUUCUGCUCAUACACCAGAGCCCUCAGAGUUUUCUGAACAAGCUGAACAUUCUACCUUUUCAGUGGAGAACGAGAGGGAAGACAAAGAGGAGAGCAAAGAAGAAAGAGAGAUGGAAAAAUUUGGAACAUAUCACACACCUGACAUCUCAGAUUAUUCUGACCAAGCAGAGCAUUCCACAUUUGUGAAGGAGGAAUUACAUACAGACACACCGCUGACCUUUGGGAGAACAGAGAACGUGGGGCAAAGUGAAGCAGAAAGUACAAAGCAUGAGAAUAUGUUUGAAGACACUGUCAUUUUGGACCAACUGAACCAAUCAGAGGACAAUCUGCUCACAGAAAAAGAUUCAGCGCUCAGUGUAAUGCUGACUGACGCUCAGCAGAGGAGUCCGGAAUUGAAAGACUACAGUCAACAGAGUGAGGAGGGAGAGGUGAGGAAUGUAGAAGAGAAUUCUCUUGGUGAAGACAGUAAGGGAGAUGUGCUCUUUACUCCGGGAGAGGAGAGUGGGAAUGAGAAAAUCAAAGAGAAUAAGGAGAAAGAGGAAGAGAGGAACUCUGAAAACAGUCAUAUUGUUGUCAGUGAUAUCCAUUCCCCUACAUUACUGGAGCAAACCCAGAACUUUACCACUGCUGAGCAGGUACAGACUGUGAAGCUGCAAGACACACAGCUGCCCUUAGUGGUGGAGAACAUUCCUGUCAGAUGUGAUGGUGAACUCAAUGUACAGGAAGGAGAAGGGCACCAAGGAGAAAGUGUUGAGAGGCGCAUACAACCAGAUUCGAAAGACAGAUCUGCAGACACCAUGGAGUACAAGGACACCACCCUACCCCAGGAGACCGCUCUUCCAGUCCCUGCCAGAAGAGAAAGGAGAAGGAAGAUGGGGUCCACUCGUAAAAGCUCCCGCAGGGCUGAGGUGCAGACAGAGAGAGGUGAGGAAGAAGAUGUCGUCAUGGGGCAGGAGAGAGAGGAAGGAGAAGAGUCAUCACUGGUGGAAGAAGAGUUAGGCUCUGAGAUAACAGCAACAUCUGGAGAAAUACAAACUGAGAAACAGGAUGACAAAAGGAUUCAUCAAAACACAGAUCAAGACAAGGAAAAUGAUGAGAGCCAGGUGGGAGACAGGAAAACUUCAGGCAUUUCCACUUACUCCACUGAGGUAUCAGAUGAGAACAUGCCUGUCAGAUGUGAAGGUGAAAUCAAUGUACAGGAAGGAGAAGGGCACCAAGGAGAAAGUGUUGAGAGGGGCAUACAACCAGAUUCGAAAGACAGAUCUGCAGACACCAUGGAGUACAAGGACACCACCCUACCCCAGGAGACAGCUCUUCCAGUCCCUGCCAAAACAGAAAGGAGAAGGAAGUUGGGGUCCACUCGUAAAAGCACCCGCAGAGCUGAGGUGCAAACAGAAAAAGGUGAGGAAGAGGAUGUCAUGAGGAAAGAGAAUUCAUCACUGUUAGAAGACGAAUUGGGCUUGGAGACAGCUGCACCAUCAGGAGAACUGCAAGUAGAACAACAGAAGGAAAAGAGGAUCCAUCUCACAACAAAUCAAGAGAAGGGAAUGGAGUACCAGGUAGGAGACAGAGAAAGUUCUGGAAUUUCCGCUCAUACACCCGAGCCCUCAGAGGUUUCUCAACAAGCUGAACAUUCCACCUUUUCAGUUGAGAAGGAGAGGGAGGACAAGGAUGAGAGCAAAGAAGAAAGAGAGAUGGAAAAAUUUGGAACAUAUCACACACCUGACAUUUUAGAUUAUUCUGACCAAGCAGAGCAUUCCACAUUUGUAAAGGAGAAGUUACAUACAGACACACCGCUGACUUUUGGGAGAACAGAGAGUGUGGGGCAAAGUGAAGCAGAAGGUACAAAGCAUGAAAAUAUAUUUGAAGGCGCUGUCAUUUUGUACCAACAGAACCAAUCAGAGGAUAGUCUACUCACAGCAAAAGAUUCAGACUGCAAAGCUUCGCAGAAUUUUGUUAGUGAUAACUAUUCACCUGCAAUAUUGGAGCAAAUCCAGGACUUUACCACUGCUGAACAAGAGCAGACUGUGAAGCUGCAAGACACACAGCUGCCCUUAGUGGUGGAGAACAUACCUUUCAGUGGUGAAGGUGAAAUCAAUGUACAGGAAGGAGAAGGGCACCAAGGAGAAAGAAUUGAGAGGGGCAUACAACCAGAUGCAAAAGACAGACCUGCAGACACCUUGGAGUACGAGGACACCACCCUACCCCAGGAGACAUCUCUUCCAGUCCCUGCCAGAAGAGAAAGGAGAAGGAAGAUGGGGUCUACUCGUAAAAGCUCCCGCAGGGCUGAGGUGCAGGCAGACAGAGGUGAGGAAGAAGAUGUCGUCAUGGGGCAGGAGAGAGAGGAAGGAGAAGAGUCAUCGCUGGUGGAAGAAGAGUUGGGCUCUGAGAUAACAGCAACAUCCAGAGAAAUACAAACUGAGAAACAGGAUGACAAAAUUAUUCAUCAAAACACAGAUCAAGACAAGGAAAAUGAUGAGAACCAGGUGGGAGACAGAAAAACUUCAGGCAUUUCCACUUACCCCACUGAGGUAUCAGAUGAAAACAUGCCUGUCAGAUGUGAGGGUAAGAUCAGUGUACAGGAAGAAGAAGGACACCAAGGACAAAGUGAUAAAAGGGGAGCAGAAGCAAUAGAUAAAUCUGCAGACAUAAUGAUGUCCCAGAACACCUCCCUACCCCAGGACACAUCUCUCCCUGUCCCUAACAGAAGAGAAAGGAGAAGGAAAUUGGGGUCCACUCGUAAAAGCUCUCGCAGGGCUGAGGCGCAGACAGAGACAGGUGAGGAAGAGGAUGUCAUGGGGCAGGAGAGAGAGGAAGAUAAAGAGUCAUCACUGUUAGAUAAGGGCUUGGGCUCUGAGAUAGCUGCACCCUCAGACGAAAUGCAUGCAGAAAAACCGAAGGAAAUGAAUAUCCAUCAAGCCACUGAACAUUCCACCUUUUCAGUGGAGAAGGAGAGGUCAAAUAAGGAGGAGAGAGAAGAAAGGGAGAUGGAACAAGUUGGAAUGUAUCACACACCUGAUAUCUCAAAUUAUUCUGCCCAAGUAGAACACUCCUUUGAAAAGGAAUUAGCGUCAAUUUCAAACACUCAGACAAACCUAGGCUGGGGAGAGAGUGUAGGGUUCAGUGUAACAGAAAGCACAAAGUAUGAGAACUUGAUUGAAGACACCAAAUGGAGGAGUCAUCCAGACCACACUCAACAGCUUUGCCAGCCAAAAAACGUUGUACAUCAUUCUGCAGAUGAGCAUGAUUCUUCUGCUGUACCACACCGGAGGAGGAAGAUGGGUUCAACUCGCAAAGGCCUCCUACGUUCAGCCAAUCAAGGAGAGGGGGAACAAUUAAGAGAACAGAGGGAGAAAACAGAGGGAGAGAAAGGUGAAAUGGGAGAAAUGUUAGAGGGAAAUGAUGUGAAUGAUACACAUAAAGAAGAAAAAGGGAUAGAUAAGGAUGAGGCAUUGGAGAGAGAAAUCAUGAGUUCAGUUCAGUCACCUCCAUUUUUAGAGCCUCCUGAAAGUUCUGCCGUUGCUGGAAAGCAGGAUAAGGCAAGCCCAGGGGUGAAGAAGAAAUUGGGCUCUAGACGCAAAGGCAGGAGCAGUGUAUGGAAAGGGGAUAGAGACCUGGGACAGGCUAAUGAAAUGGGGGUUGAAGAGGAUAGCAAAGCCUCAGCAGUACUGCAGAGAAUUCAGGAAGUCUUCCACCACUGGGACCCUGAAGAAAAGGGCUUCAUCACAUGGGACCACAUGCAGGGACUGAGUGGUGAGCUGGGGCUCAGUGUUGAAGAACUUCGGCAGGUAUUUGACCGCCUGGACGAGGACAGAGAUGGACUUGUCACUCCUGAGGAUGUCACCGCAGGCUUCCGGGAGUUCAUGCAAUUACAGCAACCCAGGGCCAGGCCUGCUGCCGCUGUCUACCAAUCAGAUGGUUCCAUUCUGCCAGAGGAAGAGGAUGAUGGUGAAAGAAAGCUGUUCUUGUCCAAGCUGGGUGAUCUGAGAGCCUACAGCCUCCUACAGGAGCACAUCCAGCAGCACAGCGUUGGAGUUAAGGAGCUGUAUGAGGAAAUGGAGAGGCAGAUUAGAACUGAAAAGGAAAGAAUAAAGGAAGAGAGUCUGGAGAAAAGCCGUUCAGAGUUGGCCAAGCUGGAGGAGGAGCUGGACCAGAAGAACAGCCAGAUUCAGACACUGAAUGCAGUUCAGAGCCAGUUGGAGGGCCGCUUGCAUGCGCUGCAGAGACAGCAGCAGCAGAGUGGUGUGGAAAAGCAGGAGCUGUUCAGGGCCAACCAGGAGCUGGAGGAGCAGCUGGAGAGGAUCCGGGCGCAGCUGCAGGAGAGCCUGAGCAAUCUGCAUGCCCUGCGCAGUGCCCACUCCCACAAGCCAACCCACCCACACCUGCUCAGUCUUACGGACAGGGCUGGACAGACUGAGGACUCCUCCAGACCAGAGGUGUUAAAUUUGGACUCGAAUGUUCAGACUGAAAAGAGACACAUUUCCCAUGAGGCUGUGGUGCUAGAGAGAUCUGGAUCACAGCUAGAUCAUUCCUCUCCCCAGGGCAGAUAUACAGGAGCUCAAGACGAGGCACGCAGAAGAGUGAUAUCCAUAGAGGAGGAUCCCAUGCCUGACCUCCUCACUGGGGGCCAGGCCUUGCCCUACCAAAACCAAGGGGAGGCGCUGUGGGAGAAACAGAGAGGCCAGGCCUGGGGAGAGAGAGACUCACUGAGCAGUGUGAGUCACUCUCCCUCAGCGCUGGACUUGCUGUAUAACGUGGUGCUGGUGGGGAACAGCAGUGUGGGAAAAACCUGCUUCAUGAAGCGCUUCCAAAGUGGAGACUUCAAUCCUGAUCUCUGUGCUACCGUCGGCCUGGACAGCUGCAUCCAGACCAUGCAGGUGGAGGGGCGAAAAGUCAUCCUGCAGCUGUGGGACACCGCGGGACAGGAGAGGUAUCACAGCAUCACCAAGCAGAUCCUGCGCAAAGCCGAGGGACUGGUCCUCAUGUAUGACAUCACUUCCUCUGAGAGCUUCCUCGCCCUGCGCUCUUGGCUCAGCAGCAUUCAGGAAGGAGCCCCUGAUGAUGUCAUUAUUGUAUUGUUGGGCAACAAAAACGAUAGCCACAGACGAGAAGUUUCAUUUGAGGAGGGAGAGAGACUUGCAAGGGAGUACAGUGUUCAUUUCAUGGAGUGCAGUGCGGCUACAGGUGACAAUGUGGUGCAAGCCAUGAACAACCUGGCUCGGAUGCUGAAGCAGCAGGUGGAAGAGAAGCAGGAAAGUAGCAUCACUCUUCACAAAGGCUCCCCGAAGAAGAAGUCAGGGUGUUGUGGAUGAGGCUGUAAUGAUGUCACUCAAGGAACCACCACAGAAGAAGUCGCCCUUAUGGAAAUCUAAUAUACAGUAAUAUGUUGUAAAUAUGAGGACUUCAGAAAAUAUAUGUAUAUGAAUAUAUUUCACAAAAGUGUAUUUUAGAAAGUUUCUUAAGAUAUGCAAAUUGGCAGUAGCUUCGCGUUUUGCCCACAUAGGCCUAUUGUGAAAUGUUUCAAUAUUGUAUAUUAGAAUAUAUUUUAAUAUAUCCCAUUACCACAAGUGUUUUGUGAAGUUAAAAAAGGAUUUAUGUGCUCUGUCAUAUGAUGAAACUGCGCGACAGCUUGAGAGCUAUGCAUAAACUAUAAAAAAAGAGCAGAAAACCUGAAAAAAAGGAAACGCAUUAGGAUUUACUUCAACAUGUACCCACCCAAUAAAUCAAUCACCACAUUUGCUUCAAACUCCAUUGCCUUUGCCAUAGAUUUCGAGACUUAGAUAAAUAUUUACUUUGGGGUAAAGAAUGGGGCCAGACCUUGUAGCUGAAGCCAAAUAUGUCAGAAUAAUUUUGCUCAUUAAAGUUUGUCGUCAUCAUUGUUUUUACUGUAUUUGCCAUUCUUCACAUUUAUUAUAAAAAUAAAUAUUUGUAUGCUAAAUAUA
Anguilla anguilla (European eel) is the source of this 13084-nucleotide messenger RNA. RefSeq lists its product as uncharacterized. Gene Ontology annotation, molecular function: calcium ion binding; GTPase activity; GTP binding. The record is from RefSeq and is a predicted model, not a curated record. The transcript is spliced from 16 exons. Bases 125 to 12454 code for a protein of 4109 amino acids. Lineage: Eukaryota; Metazoa; Chordata; Actinopteri; Anguilliformes; Anguillidae.